CCCCCAGCCCCAAUCCCCGAACCCACCCAACUAACCGGUCAUUUUUUUCUCAUUCAUUCAUUAAAGGAAGGAAACUGACCGGCCAUGGAGCUGUCGAUGAGCGGCGGCGCACUGCGGACUUUCUCCCGGUGCGUCACCUGCCUCGCCCGCAUCGGCUCCGACCUCGUCUUCCAGGCCUACCCCGACAAGCUGGAGCUGCACACGCUCAACAGCUCGCGGUCGGCGUUCGCGUCCGUCUCCCUCACGCGCGACUUCUUCGACCACUUCCACCUCCCCGCCGACCUACACGCCGCGCCCUCCUCCACGCCGCUCCAGUGCAGCGUCCUCCUCAAGUCCGUCCUCGCUGUGCUCCGCACGCCGACCUCCGCGAUCGACCGCCUCAACGCUUCGCUCCCAAACCCCCAAGCGUCCAAGCUCGAGUUCGUCAUCCACUGCCUCAGCGGGCGUAAGAAGACGCACCGGAUCUCGUGCAGCGCCGAGUCCGAUGUGCAGACUCUGGCGCUCGACCGCAACCGCUUCCCCAGCCGCCUCGCCAUACGGCCACGGGACCUCACGCGCCUGCUCUCCAAUUUCCAGUCCUCGCUGCAGGAGCUCACCGUUAUUGCCACCGAGCCUGCUGCAGUGUUGCCUGGCGUCGAUGAUGGCACUGAGGGGAAGGCAGUCGAGCUCCUAAGCUACAUUGACCCCACCAAAGAUGACUACGACAGUAGGCUGCACACACAACUGUGGAUCAAUCCAGCAGAGGAGUUCUUGGAGUAUGAGCAUGCUGGUGAUCCCGUGGAUGUCACAUUUGGGGUCAAAGAAUUGAAGGCAUUUUUAACAUUUUGUGAAGGAUGUGAGGUUGAUAUUCUCCUAUUCUAUGAGAAGGCUGGCGCACCUGUCCUGUUGGCUCCAAGAUUUGGAUACGAUGAUGGAUCAAGUUCUAAUUUCGAUGUAACUCUAGUUCUAGCCACUAUGCUUGUAUCACAACUAAAUGAUGGGAGUGUUCCUCAGCAGCCAGCCACGUCAGCACAUCAUGCAGAAGAACCAAGGGCCGCUGCUGCUGCACCAUCACCAGUUCCACAAAAUGUCUCAAACCAUACAAGAAUAUGGUCAGAGCUUUCAGGUGUUACUCCCAAAAGCUUUGAAGCUAACGCAGAAAAUUGUGCCCAGAAGGAGAGAAAUGGAAUAGCUAACGUACUGAAUGACACAUCAGUGCUUCCCAAUACCAAUGCUCCCUGCAAGCUACCAGUGACAGAUAACGCAAACCAUAUGGAGCAGCCUGUGCAAAUGGAUCACUUUGAAGAACCUCCUGAAGUUGUGGUUGAUAACCCUCGUUCGCAGCAUCACCCAAGCAACUGGGUAGGUGCUGACGAAGACAAUGAUGAUGAAGAAGAUGAGGAGCUUUUUGUCCAAACAACACCUCACUACAUGGACUAAGGAAGGACCGAUGCCGAUUCUGAAUUUUGCAGGUACAUUCCAGCCAGCUGCAUACUGGAUGAGCUAGAAAUUAGUCGAAGUGCCUUUCAAUUGCUCUUAGUUCGUGUAGGCCUGAAGCUAACAAUACAAGAACAUUGUUUCCCAGCACCUAAUUUGUAUUCAGGUGUGGCUAUUUCAUUGUUGCAUAAUAUAGAGAACAUUAAUGCGACUUGUUUACAUUGCAUAUAUGGCCUUCGCUAUUAUUUUUUCUUUGCAAGAGAAAGAACUUGUAUUUGCAUCAAUAUGAGCAACAUGAUCUCUGUUUUAUUUCCUGUA
Messenger RNA from Hordeum vulgare subsp. vulgare (domesticated barley), 1734 nucleotides. Its product is annotated as cell cycle checkpoint control protein RAD9B. The transcript has 9 exons. Gene Ontology annotation, cellular component: checkpoint clamp complex. The record is from RefSeq and is a predicted model, not a curated record. Lineage: Eukaryota; Viridiplantae; Streptophyta; Magnoliopsida; Poales; Poaceae. Bases 85 to 1419 code for a protein of 444 amino acids. Gene Ontology annotation, biological process: DNA repair; mitotic intra-S DNA damage checkpoint signaling; DNA replication checkpoint signaling.